GCGGCCUGGCGGCGGGGCGCCAUGGAGCGCAACCCGUCGCCGCCCGGCAGCGAGGCCGAGGAGGAGGAGGAGGGCGACGCGGUGGGCGGCACGCUCUACAGCAAGCACUGGCUCUUCACCAUCCUCACGCGCCUCAUCGAGGUCAUCAGCCCCGAGCAGGGGGAGGCCGGCGCGAGCGCCGAGCAGACGGAGCUGGACGAGGAGAUGGAGAACGACAUCUGCAAAGUGUGGGACAUGUCCAUGGACGAGGACGUCGCUUUGUUUCUGCAAGAGUUCAAUGCCCCCGAUAUAUUCAUGGGAGUUUUUGCCAAGUCAAAAUGUCCUCGCCUUACUGAAAUCUGUGUGGGAAUACUGGGAAAUAUGGCUUGUUUCCAAGACAUAUGCAUGUCCAUUAGCAAAGAUGAGAAUCUUGGCCAAGUGUUAUUGCAACGUUUGUGUGAUUCAGAUUCUCCAACUCUUCUAGAAACAAACAGGUUGCUGUUAACUUGCCUCUCCCAACCUGAGGUGGCCAACAUCUGGGUUGAGAGAAUCCGAGAAAACCCUUCUGUCUACGACUGUGUCUGCUUUAUCAUGUCAAGCUCCACAAAUGUUGACUUGCUGGUAAAAGUGGGUGAAGUGGUGGACAAACUCUUCGAUCUAGAUGAAGAGCUCAUGUUGACCUGGAUUAAAAACGGUUCUUGUCAGUCCGUGGGACCCUCUGUAGAUGACUCCCCCGAAGAACUUCCAGAUUUUAAGAUUGUGCCUUGUAUACUUGAAGCAGCCAAGCAAGUCCGCUCUGAUAAUCCAGRAGGACUUGAUGUCUACAUGCAUAUCUUGCAGCUCCUAACCACGGUGGAUGAGGGCAUUCAGGCUAUUGUGCAGGCUCCUGAUGGAGGAAAGGAGACUUGGAAUCUUCUUUAUGACCUAAUUUGCCAUGAACUCUGCCAGCCAGACGAUCCUGCAAUCAUUGUUCAAGAGCAGAAAACUCUCUUGGCCUCUAUUCUGUCUGUAUUGUCUGCUAUGUUUGCUUCACAGACUGAACAAGAAUACAUCAAGAUGAGGAAAGAUAUGCCUCUGAUUGGGAGCUUGAUUCGUAUCUUACAAAACAUGGAAGACUGUGGGAAGAGGUCCGAGGAUGACAUGAAGAAAUCUAAAGAAGAUGAAACUGGGAAGGCAGAAGUACAUGAGGAAGAUUUCCAUUUGAAAAUUUUGAAGGAUAUCUGCUGUGAAUUACUUUCUAAUAUGAUUCAAGAGUUAACCAAGGARAAUAUAUUAGAAGGUUUAAACCAGGGACAUUUGAAUGAACAGACAUGUUCCUGUGCAUUUCAGAACCUCUUGCCUCUGUAUUUCACAUCGGUGGAGAGCUUCCUUGAGGUAUUGCGUGAAGCUGAUCAGACACUUGCUGACAAUCUAGAAAAACGUUUCCCGAGCCUGAAGGUCCACACCUAAGAACAUACAUGAAAUAUUUUCCGUCUUUGGAAUGAAGAUUUUUGACUGUUUCUUUACUGUGUUUUAGAAGUCAGAUUUCAGUAAGUGCAGAAGAGUAAGGCAAUAUUCUUACCAAUAGAUGGCUUUUAAGAUUUGUUCUAGGUAGCCCAGAUUAAUUUUGGGUUAGUCUGGUCUGCAUGGGGAAGGAUAUUAUUCUAAGUUUAGUUUUGCCUCUUCCUGUUUGCUGUGGUGAUGAGAGACUGUUAAUUUCUAGCUCCUCUUCUACAGAGUAGCCCUAUUUGAUUGACUCUUGAUCCUGCGCUUUUCAACUUACGUUGGAACAGUGAAUAGAUGAAAUGCACUGAGUAUAUGAGUGUUUUACAGGAAUACUGGCCUUUUUCAAAUCUUUCUCGGUGGAAAGAGGAUUGAUCUGUGGGAAACCUCAAAUGUCCUCUGAUUAACAGGUCAUCGUUGUCUUCAGGCACCCGAUAAAAACACAGCAGAGCAGCUUGUUUUCUUUUAGGUCCUGUCCCUACUCUGUGCAAAUAUUGUAACAGAAACGUUUCAUCCUGCUCUUUUAAAGUCUUUACAUUUGUUUUAAAACCUCUUCUGCCUGCAGCUCUGAGUCRUAGAAUCCAGGGCCUAUGCAGUUGAAAUGGGUGUGAAAAUAUCAUUAUGGACGGUCGGUUACUCAUCUUGCACCUCCUGCACCCUGUUGCCCAGAGUUAGGCUUGCAGAGCAGGCUUAAAUUUAAUCCUUGCCUUACUUGCAAGCUUUCUCCUUUGUCUAAGUGCUGUCUGCUUCAGUUCAGGAAUCUAACGUCUAUCUGAGAAUUCUUUUCUCAUUCAUGUGUGCUAAAAAUUCUCAGCAAGUGACAAGUCUAUAAAUUAGUUAGGAAAACAGUUGGUCUUUACUAUAUUUGAGAUGUAAAGGAAAAUGGGAGCCAGAGCACACCGAAUAACUGAAUAACAUACACAUUCCCCCGCUAAUCCAGGAUUUUAGAGACUUUAAUUACUGUGCUGGGCCAGGUUUUGUUCUCCCUGAGUUACGUGUGCAUGUGCUAAGAUGCAGGAUAUGUAUAUAGCCUUUGCAUCCAAACUUCUACMUUUCAAAUUAAUCCUUCCCUUGGGCUGCCAGCAGCCUCCUAGUUGUUGGCAGGGGACUUAGUUUUAGAAAUAUGACUUGUAUCAUCAAAAAGAAUUGCAAUGAUUUCUAUGAAUUUUUGUAUGCUACGGUUAUUGGAGAAAACUGGUAACU
Messenger RNA from Nothoprocta perdicaria, 2664 nucleotides. It is a transcript of the gene SAAL1, whose product is annotated as serum amyloid A like 1. The transcript has 12 exons. Bases 22 to 1428 code for a protein of 468 amino acids. The record is from RefSeq and is a predicted model, not a curated record. NCBI's taxonomy places the organism in Eukaryota, Metazoa, Chordata, Aves, Tinamiformes, Tinamidae.